AUGCAAAGCACGGCAAAUGUGUCGAAUGACACGAAUGGCGCGUCGACACGGCCGCCAUUGAAGAAACAAGAAAGCGAUAAAGACUUUGACGACUACUUCGCAAGUAUUCCUUUAUCAAGGCUCCUGUUACUCACUGUCCUUGGUUUCGUCGUUGGUCUCGCAUUGAGCUUCAGAAGUUCCACCGCCUACGAGCGCUACAACGAUGGUCGCAAAUACUGGGCACAACUCACUUUCGCGUCCCAAAAUCUUGCUCGCCUUAUCUGGAUACACGUCGACGAACGUCACGAGAAGGACACCGCGCUCGGCAAACAAGACCUUCUUGCCAAGAUCAACUGCCUAAACUUGAUCACUGCAUACGCAGUCGCACUCAAGCACAAGCUCCGAUUUGAGCCUCACAUGCAUUACGACGACUUGAAGCACCUAGUCGGCCACCUAGACACGUUUGCGCGCGAUGCCGAUCAGCCAGACAUGCACAAGAAGCCAAGUAUCUUCAAGACGGCAGGACAGUUCCUUGGGCUGCCAAUGGCUGAGUCGAACCCGCGCAAACUGCUGAAACGCUCUCGUGCCCCCCUUGGCAACCUUCCGCUGGAGAUUCUCAACCAUUUGAGCGUCUACAUGAAGUCGAUCUAUGAUAACGGGACCUUCAAGGUUUCCAUCUACCAAACGCAAUCCCUCAAUGCACUCACCACCUUUAACGAUGUGCUAGCGGGCACCGAGCGCAUUCUUUCAACUCCGCUACCUCUCGCAUACAGCAUUGCUAUUAGCCAGAUUACCUGGGUUUAUAUCCUCCUCUUGCCAUUCCAGCUAUACAAGCUCUUGGGGUACAUUACAAUCCCAGCGAGCGUCUUUGCAGCCUACAUAAUCCUGGGCAUUGCGCUUAUUGGCCGCGAAAUCGAAAACCCGUUCGGUAACGAUGUGAACGACUUGCCGCUGGACGCAUUCUGCCUGCAGAUCAGAAAGGACAUCGAUAUCAUUAUGAGCAAACCAGCUUCCAGUAUCGAGGAAGUGGUGAUGCACCCGGACAAUCAGCUUCUCUACCCGUUGAGUACUCUGGGAGGUGCAGGGUGGGCGGCGAAAAGUGUAGACGAGAUCAGGGAUGCGUUGGCAACUAAGCCUGGUCUGCACUUCCCUCUGGUUGACCACCACGAACAUCCAAAGCCAGGUCACUCAGUCAGUACUGGUGCUCGCCGUCGGAUGACGAGUGAGGAUCGAGCUGAGAUGGGCGAAGCCGGACAUGGUAGACAUAAUAGCAGUGCAGGCGAUGGUGGAGACUGA
This is a messenger RNA of Alternaria rosae, 1275 nucleotides long. RefSeq names its product Bestrophin, RFP-TM, chloride channel-domain-containing protein. Gene Ontology annotation, molecular function: chloride channel activity. NCBI's taxonomy places the organism in Eukaryota, Fungi, Ascomycota, Dothideomycetes, Pleosporales, Pleosporaceae. The record is from RefSeq and is a predicted model, not a curated record. Bases 1 to 1275 code for a protein of 424 amino acids. The transcript has 2 exons.